Molecule: messenger RNA, 1158 nt
Organism: Parascedosporium putredinis
Lineage: Eukaryota; Fungi; Ascomycota; Sordariomycetes; Microascales; Microascaceae
Source: the annotation of a GenBank genome assembly
AUGAAGUUUUCCGCGAGCCUAGCCUUCACCCUCGCCGCCGCUGCCGCCGCCGUCGCCGCAGCGGACGACGUCGACCUCCGGGACCUGCCCGUCACCCGGGAGGGCACCCACCUCUACCUCAACGGCACCGAGUGGAAGGCCGUCGGCCCCAACGUAUACUGGCUCGCCCUCGACGAGAACGUCGUCCCCCGAGGGCGAGCCGUUCUACGAGCCCAAGAACAUCAGCUACCCCCACCCGGACCGCGUCACCGAGGUCAUGCGCAUCGUCAAGGCCAUGGGCGGUACCAUGAUUCGCGCCCACACCAUCGGCUCCAACACCGGCUCUCCCUGAGCCUCAUGCCCGAGGCCGGCGUGAUCAACGAGGAUGCCUGGGGUCCCAUCGAUUGGGCCAUUUACCAGGCGAGGCAGCACGGCAUCAGGCUCAUGGUUCCUCUCGUCGACAACUAUGACUACUACCACGGCGGCAAGUUCGACUUCCUCCGCUGGGCAGGGCACAACCUCACCCAAGCCAAAGACGCCACCAACCCCGCCAUCAUGGCCUUUUACGAGGACCCCGACAUCGUCGCCUCCUUCAAGUCCUUCGUCACCGACCUCCUCACCCACCGCAACCCCCUCACCAACCUCACCCUCGCCGAGGACCCCACCAUCUUCGCCAUCGAGUCCGGCAACGAGCUCCUCGGCCCCAAGUGGGGCGACAUGAACUGCCCCGCCGCCUGGGUCCGCGACGUCGCCCGCCACGUCAAGGCCCUCGCCCCCGCCAAGCUCUUCGUCGACGGCACCUACGGCGUCAACGCCACCCACUUCGACGUCGACGAGGUCGACAUCUUCUCCGACCACUUUUACCCCGUCGACGUCGCCAAGCUCAAGUCCGACAUCGCCAAGCUCGAGGACGCCGGCCGGCCCUCUUCGUCGGCGAGUACGCCUGGACCCCGGCCGCCGAUCCCCUUGUUCGGGCGCAACAUGCCCGAUUGCAAUGACUGGGUCGAGCACGAGGACGGCUUCACCAUCAAGUAUGGUGACCCUACCAACUCCGAGGCCGUAGACGCCAGAAUCAGGCUCAUUAGAAAGCACUUCACCAAGAUGAGCCGCGGUGAAGACAUAGAGGAGGAUGAAGAACUCCCUGUUAUCCCCUGCCCACUAGAGGAAGACGCCGAGUGA